Molecule: messenger RNA, 1113 nt
Organism: Anarrhichthys ocellatus (wolf-eel)
Lineage: Eukaryota; Metazoa; Chordata; Actinopteri; Perciformes; Anarhichadidae
Gene: psmb11b
Product: proteasome 20S subunit beta 11b
Exons: 2
Coding region: 1-1113 (370 amino acids)
Cellular component (GO): cytoplasm; proteasome core complex
Source: RefSeq, a predicted model, not a curated record
AUGGCUUUACAGGACCUGUGCAAUCUCCAGGACGUCCUUGGGGACAGUUUAACCACCGGAUGUUCGUCAGAGCUUUUUGGGAAGAAGACCGGUUGUAACUAUGUGAGUGGCUUGCCAUUUAGCAACACCACGAGUAUGUUUACAUUUUAUAUACCGGUUGCAGAAUACUUGGACGAAAGCCCGAUACAGUUUGGACAAAUUGGCUCCAUCCAGAGCUUCGGCGCUGCCUCAUCUCAAGACUCCCUCUUACCGUCCGUCUCCUGGCCCAUGUGUCCUCCUCUGGCCUCCUCUCAUUCCGUCCCUCUGCCCUUCCCGAUGUCUCACGGCACCACCACCCUGGCCUUCCUGUUUCAGGGCGGCGUCCUGGCCGCAGCAGACACUCGCUCCAGUUGCUCGGGGCUCGUGGCAUGCCCGGCCUCCCAGAAGAUCCUGCCCAUCCACAGUCACUUGGUGGGCACCACGUCGGGUACGUCGGCCGACUGUGCCCUCUGGAAGCGGAUUCUGUCCCGAGAGCUGCGGCUCUACCAACUCCGCCACGGCCGACGGUUGUCCACGAGUGGAGCCGCCAAGCUGCUGUCCCACAUGCUUCACCCAUUUAAGGGGACCGAGCUGUGCGUGGCCGCCACGCUGUGCGGGUGGGACGGAGGGGAGGUGGGCGAAGGCCUGGACCACGGAGGUGCAAAGACUGAUCUCAAGUCUGAAGAUCUUGAAAAGGCCUCUACGGCCGAGACUCUGAGCUCUUCUUCCACAACAGUUCGUCAACGGCGCUUCGUCCGAGAGAAAGCGAGCUUCUCUGGACCCAGUCUGUGCUACGUGUGCAGCGAUGGUACUCUCCUGCAGGGGACGCUCUUCUCCGUGGGCUCUGGAUCGCCCUACGCCUACUCGAUUUUGGACCAAGGGGUUCGAUGGGGGCUGACAGUGGACGAGGCCACGUCCGUAGCCAGGGAGGCCGUGUACAGAGCCACGCACAGGGACGCAUACUCGGGAAACUGCGUGGACGUCUAUCACGUCUCCUCUAAAGGAUGGACACGCAGGAGCAGAGAGGAUUUGAAAGAGGAGUAUUACAGGGAGAGAGAACGACAAGGGAGACGGGACGUGGCUUUGUCUGAGUGA